Molecule: messenger RNA, 924 nt
Organism: Vombatus ursinus (common wombat)
Lineage: Eukaryota; Metazoa; Chordata; Mammalia; Diprotodontia; Vombatidae
Gene: ISG20
Product: interferon stimulated exonuclease gene 20
Exons: 4
Coding region: 214-738 (174 amino acids)
Biological process (GO): defense response to virus; DNA catabolic process; negative regulation of viral genome replication
Cellular component (GO): nucleus
Molecular function (GO): nucleic acid binding; exonuclease activity
Source: RefSeq, a predicted model, not a curated record
CUGUGAAGAAACGCAAUUAUCAAGAAAGAAUCGAUACAGAAACUUAAAUGAGGUUCCCCAGGCUCCUCUGAAUCCACGUGAUCACUACAAGGAAAUUGAAACUAAGAUUUCAGGGUUCCUAGGUCCACGGUCAGAGAUGAGUCAUUUGUGAUACCAGCUGCAGAAGCUAAAAAGUAGAGGGAGAGCCAGUAAGCAUCUGAGUGCCUGCUGACCAUGGGGGACCAUACCAGGGAGGACCAGAUCAUCGCCAUGGACUGUGAAAUGGUAGGAGUGGGACCUCUUCGGGAAAGUGGUCUGGCCCGGUGCAGUCUCGUGGACUAUCAUGGCUCAGUGGUGUAUGACAAAUACAUCAAGCCAGAAGGGGUGAUCACAGACUAUCGUUCCCACAUAAGUGGGAUAAAACCUGAGCACAUGCUGACAGCCAUACCUUUCGCAAGUGCCAGGGAAGAGAUCUUGGAACUCCUCCGAGACAAGCUGGUGGUAGGCCACGACCUCCGCUAUGACUUUAAGGCACUGAAGGAGGACAUGACAAAGUACAGGAUCUACGAUACAGCCCAGGACAGGCUGCUUUGGGAGGCGGGAGGCCUGGGGGGCUGCCGACGUGUGGCCCUCAAGGUUCUGUGUGAGAGGGUCCUCAGGAGAAGAAUUCAGAACAGCAAAUUUGGACACUCCUCUGUGGAAGAUGCUGGAGCUACUAUGGAACUCUAUAAAAAAUCCAGGACAAUAAGGGCCCACUGAAAGGGGGAAUGCAGGGGAGGAUGGCCUAGGCACAGCUGCCCUCCAGUUCAAAGGUCCAUCUGAAGAGGAUGAAUGGAAGCUACAAUCUUUCAAGGAAACCUUCUUCCCUUUAGAAACAACAUCCCCCAAAAUCUUUCACUUUCUUGCUUUGUAUUAUGAUAAUAAAAUGGAUCUCUAUUUUCUCUA